This is a messenger RNA of Gossypium raimondii (Peruvian cotton), 2324 nucleotides long. Its product is annotated as MACPF domain-containing protein At4g24290. The coding region runs from base 204 to 1973 and encodes 589 amino acids. Lineage: Eukaryota; Viridiplantae; Streptophyta; Magnoliopsida; Malvales; Malvaceae. Gene Ontology annotation, biological process: regulation of salicylic acid mediated signaling pathway; plant-type hypersensitive response. The transcript has 7 exons. The record is from RefSeq and is a predicted model, not a curated record. Gene Ontology annotation, cellular component: plasma membrane.
GACUUUCUCUUUAAAAUUUCCUUCCAAACUACAUUUUCACCCAAUUCACGAAAACCAAACCCCAAAGCGAAAAUUUAAAAAAAAAAAAAACACGACGGCGUUGAAAAUGUGCCAAAUUUGACCACUCCUUUCUUCAACUUCCUAUUUCAGCACAUAAAUAUGGACAUCAUGAAUACAGAACAAGACUUGUUGUUCCAGAGAAGAUGGCGAGGAAAGCCGCCGAGACUGCGUUUCAGUCCAUUGGAUUGGGUUACGAUCUCACCGUCGAUCUCAAGCUCAAAUUCUGCAAGAAAGCUUCUAACUUGAUUACCAUCGCCGACCACGAUCGCGUCCGUGACGUCGCCGUUCCUGGUGGUGUUUUGGUCCGUAACGUUCCCAAAUAUAUCAAAUGCGAUAAGGGAGAGCGGAUGAGGUUCGCAUCUGAUGUCCUUUCUUUUCAGCAGAUGUCAGAGCAGUUUAACCAGGAAAUGUCUCUUUCGGGUAAAAUUCCAUCGGGACACUUCAAUGUUGCGUUUGAAUUCACAACAGGUUGGCAAAAAGAUGCUGCCAACACUAAAACGCUCGCUUUUGAUGGCGUUUUCAUUACACUUUACAACGUUGCAUUAGAGAAAUCACAGGUUAUGCUAUGUGAUCAUGUCAAACAAGCUGUCCCUUCGUCAUGGGAUCCUCCUGCUCUAGCUAAAUUUAUUGAGACGUAUGGAACCCACAUUAUUGUUGGUGUGAAGAUGGGUGGAAAAGAUGUUGUAUAUAUGAAACAAAUGCAUUCAUCUGGUCUCCAACCAAUUGAACUACAACAGAAAUUAAAGGAGUUGGCAAACAAAAUGCUCUUAGAAGAAACUCAACACAAGACCAACUAUGAUAAAUUAAACAAGAGCGAAAAGAUUUUUAAAGAGCAUGGGCUAGCUUCCAUGGACAUGUUUCAAACUAGUUCCUAUUCUGAAGUGGAGUUUCAGGAUAUUAAAUUCAUAUGCAAAAGGAAGGGAGGGAAGUUGAAUUCAAAUUUGUCACACAGUGAAUGGUGUCAAACUGUUCAGUCUGAACCAGAUGUGAUUUCCAUGUCUUUUAUCCCAAUCACAUCAUUGCUUUCUGGAGUUAAUGGGAGUGGAUAUCUGACACAUGCCAUCAAUCUAUACCUUCGUUAUAAGCCUUCAAUUGAUGAACUACACCAGUUUUUGGAGUUUCAGCUUCCAAAGCAGUGGGCACCAGUAUUUGGUGAGCUUGCCCUUGGUCCUCAGAAGAAGCAACAAAAUAGUGCAUCAUUGCAGUUUAGCUUCAUGGGCCCUAAGCUUUAUGUUAACACAACACCGGUUUAUGUAGAUAAAAAGCCUGUAACUGGCCUUCGGCUUUAUUUGGAAGGCAAAAGAGGCAACCGCUUGGCAAUUCACUUGCAGCAUCUUUCCUCACUGCCAAAGGCAUUCCAGCUUGAGGAUGGACCAAGCGUCAGUGUCUCUGAUCCCUUGUCUGAACGCAAGUACUAUGAGAAGGUUCAGUGGAAGAGUUGCUCCCAUGUCUGCACAGCACCUGUAGAGGUUGAUGAUGAUGUCUCUAUUGUUACUGGUGCUCACUUUGAAGUUGGAGUCUAUGGCUUGAAGAAAGUUGUACUUCUACGGUUGCAUUUUUCCAAGUUAAUAGGUGCAAAGGCCAUCAAGCAGCCUGAGUGGGAUGGCUCUCCUGGCUUGGCUCAAAAAUCUGGGAUUAUCUCAACUUUUAUUAGCACUCGCUUUACAGGUGCACAGAAACACGCUCCACAGCCAGCCAAUGUCAAUAUAAAUUCCGCGUUGUACCCUGGGGGCCCUCCAAUGCCAAGCCAACCACCAAAAGUUCUGCAAUUUGUAGACACAACAGAGAUGAGUAGAGGACCCCAGGAUUUACCUGGCUACUGGGUUGUCUCAGGUGCCAGGCUGAUUGUUGAAAAGGGGAAAAUAUCAUUGAAGGUAAAAUACUCUCUCUUGACCAUGAUAUUACCGGAUUAGCGGAUCACAGAUCGAACAACUUAUAUCAGCAGUAUAUAACAGGUCUAUUGUUUUGGUUCAUUUCGCCUUUUGAAUUUCCCUUCCCAAGCAAUUUGGGUUAAAACAUGAAAUUGGUAGGCACUGGCUUGCAAGGAUUGUCUGCUUGAUGAAGAUAUGACAGGCUAUUAAGUAGUUUUGGGAUAAGAUUGAAGAUUUUUCCUUUAUUUCAUUUGUUAUGUGGUAGGAUUUGCAGAAACAUUUUAGGAUCAUAAAUUGCUUGCAUUGGGUUUCUGCUCAAAGAUUAAACUUGGUUUGGUAGUUGUGUAUAUAUAUAUAUAUUGUUAUGAAUAAAAUAAGGUAUUCCCCAAUCAA